GUCAACACCGAGGCUGGUUGAAAUGGUGGCGCGCAUGCGCAGCGCUGCAGACCUCGACUAAAUUAAGGUCUUUGUUGAGACCAAUAUACAUUAUACAAAUCUUGCUCAAGCUUUUCAGAUAUCUCAUGGAUAUUUGGUGAAAACACAACCAUGUUACAUACAGUGGCGAGCCUGAUGUAACCACGAACGAACGAGAGGAUGUUAGCAGAGUUGACAGCAUCGGAUGUAUAUAAACCCAUCGCUAGCGUUUUAAGGUAGUAUAUUUUUAGCGUAGCUCGAUUUUAUUUAUUUACCAGAUACGACAAGCCGACAUGGGAAACUGUCAUGAUGAAAAGAAGUAGAUCUCUUCACCUCCGGGAUAUCAUGAAAGAGGAGAGGAGUAUUUAUAUGGAAAGGCUGCCCAUGGCACGCAGAAGUGGGGUUCAACUUUCCAACAGCCUCGUCCAGACGGUGGAGAAGAGGGAAGCAGAAAGAGGAUAUUUGUGGGCCAGCUUUAUUUCACAUAAAUAGUCAAUCUGCAAUAUUUGGGAUCAGGUGGGAUAUGGAGACCGUUGGGAAAUUCGAGUUCAGUAGGAAGGACCUUGUAGGACACGGUGCCUUCGCUGUGGUAUUCAAAGGCAGACAUCGAGAGAAGCAUGAUUGGGAAGUUGCAGUCAAAUGCAUAAACAAGAAGAACUUGGCCAAAUCUCAGACUCUUCUGGGGAAGGAGAUCAAGAUAUUAAAGGAACUGAAACAUGAGAACAUUGUUGCAUUGCAUGACUUCCAGGAAACGGCAAGCUCUGUGUACCUAGUGAUGGAGUACUGCAAUGGGGGAGAUCUGGCUGACUACUUGCACUCUAAGGGCACUUUAAGUGAAGACACCAUCCGAGUAUUCCUGCAGCAGAUCGCAGGGGCCAUGAGGGUCCUUCAGGCCAAAGGGAUCAUCCACAGAGACCUGAAACCCCAGAACAUCCUGUUGUCCCAUCCUGCAGGCCGAAAGUCCCACUCCAACAACACCUGCAUUAAGAUAGCUGACUUUGGCUUCGCACGGUACCUCCAGAACAACAUGAUGGCCGCCACACUCUGUGGGUCCCCCAUGUACAUGGCACCUGAGGUUAUCAUGUCACAGAACUACGAUGCCAAGGCUGACCUGUGGAGUAUAGGGACCAUUGUGUUUCAGUGCCUGACUGGAAAGGCUCCUUUUCAGGCCAGCAGUCCCCAGGACCUCAGAUUGUUUUAUGAGAAAAAUAAAACUCUUAGCCCAAACAUUCCCAGAGAAACUUCCAGCCAUCUCAGACAGCUGCUGCUUGGCCUCCUGCAGAGAAAUCAUAAGGACCGUAUGGACUUUGAUGAAUUUUUCAGACACCCUUUCUUGGAGGCAAGCUCCUCUAUGAAGAAGUCUGCUCCAGUGACUGUGACUUGCUUUCCCAACUCGGCCUCUGCAAGCUCAUGCAGCAGUUCAUCAACUUCACACCUGGCCUCUCCUCCUCAAUCCCUUGCAGAGAUCCAGCAGGUCCGUGCAAAGGCAUUAGCCUCCCCUACCCAGGAUUCUUCAGGAUACCUGCUGAAGGACUCGGGAGGUGGCGGAGGUGGCAGCAGUAGCAAGAACUCGUCCUGUGACACUGAUGAUUUUGUCAUGGUUCCAUCUCAUUUCCCCAAUGAGCUUACUUGUGACAUGCCAACAGGAAAGGUUCUCCAAGACAGUUUGAUGUAUAGUGGGAGUUCUCUUCUGGCAUCUGGAAGUCAGUGCAGUCAAGGAAAAACCCCGCCACGCUCUCCCUCCUACAGCAGUACUCCAGGACCCAGCGGCAGGCCGAGUGAGUUUUCUGGGAGUAACUGUGGCAACUAUGGGCAGUCUGUACCCAUUCCAGUCCCCACACAGAUUCACAACUACCAGCGCAUGGAGCUAAACCUCCAGUUCCCAGGUCAAGAGGGCUCUCCACAGUCUGGCACGGUCCAGAGGUGUGGUAGCGGGAGUUUUCUGGCCUGUGGAAGGACCGGGCCUUCUCCUCCUCAGUCUGGUUCUGCUCUCACUUCCCGCAGGCUGUCUACAGGAGGCACAAAACCCUUCCAGCUCUCUCCACAGGUGGGCACAAUUCCUGAGUUGCCAGGCCAAGUUUGCCCAGUGAGUGCAGAAACGAGUCACAGGGGCUCUCGGGGUGGAGAAACCAAGGCUCGGCCACAGCAGCAGGGUCUGGGCACUCGGCUCAACAGCGCCCCCUGUUUGCUGGAGGCGGCUGGUGGGUGCAGACAGAAGAUCAGAAAGCAGCAUUCAGACCCGGUGGUGGCCCCUCAGGGAAACGUGAUGCCCUAUAGGACCCUGCACUCCUCACCCAGGCUCAGUGAACUUAUGCAACGCAACCCCCUACCAACCAUCCUGGGUUCUCCUUCCAGAGCCAUGCCACCAUUUGAGUUUCCCAGGCCCCCAAGUUCCCCAAACAUGGUCACAUUUCUGACCCACCAGGGCCUCAGACCAGCUCAGGGAGAGGCUAGUUACCAGCCUGAAGAGAAGAAAGGCUUUGGGAGGUCUCAGAGUGUAGGCCGCCUAUCUGAUGUGUUGUUGAUGGCGGCGUUUGGGGGGCAGAGAGGAGAAAGAGGCAGCAUGGACAAUCUCAAUUCUGACAGAGCCAUAGACAUCACAGCACCACCUGGUGGUGGAGGCUUCGUGGUGGGCUCAGGUAGCCCUGCUCGAGUGGUGUUCACCGUGGGUUCUCCUCCCAGUGGAGGAACACCUCCUCAGAGUUGUCGCUCAAGGAAGUUCUCCGCAGGCUCUUCAAGCUCCAUUAGUCCAGUAGGGUCGCUCACCAGCCGCUACCCACAAACAGGAAUUUGCAUGGACGGCUAUGAGGGGUCCUUAAGUCCCCGCUAUGGUUUCACUGAUCCCAUUUCAGCAGUGACUUUUGAAGCCCCUGAACUACCAGAGGAGACCCUAAUGGAGCGAGAACACACAGAGACUCUGCGCAGGCUCCGGUUCAUGCUGGACUUUGCUUGCUGUGUGGUGGAGGUGGCAGGAGCCCGGGGUGGAGAGGCUACCCAGGCCAACCUCUCUUCCACCAGCCUGCUCCAGCAGCAGAGCUUGGUUGCCGACCAGAUCAGCUCUCUGAGUCGAGAGUGGAGUUAUGCAGAACAGUUGGUGCUUUACAUGAAGAUCGCAGAGCUUCUGUCAUCUUCACUACACACAGCCAUGGAAGGCAUCAAGCAGGGAAAACUCUACCCCUCAACCACCGUCAAACAAGUGGUCAGAAGGCUGAAUGACUUGUAUAAGUCCAGUGUGAUGUCCUGCCGUUCUCUGAGUGCUCAGCUGGAGCGAUUCUUCUCCCGUAAACACAAACUCAUGGACCACAUCAACAGCAUCACCGCAGAGAAGCUCCUCUUUAGCCACUCUGUACAGAUGGUACAGGCGGCUGCUCUAGAUGAGAUGUUUCAUCAGGGGGAAGUAUCGGUUCAGCGUUACCAUAAGGCCUUGCUGCUCAUGGAGGGUCUGUGUCUCCUCCUCACAGAACAGGCUGACAUCCUCAGCAUUAACAAGUGUAAGCAAUGCAUCGAACGCCGUCUCACCGCCUUGCAGUCGGGUCUCUGUGUGUAAAGCCUCUCCACCACGCUGCCGUUACACCGUCAAGAUUCCCGUUCCUCCCUUGAGCAACUUUCUCCAUCUUUUUCAUUUCCAGCUUUCUAAAGUGCUGUGGAGGAGAGAACGGCCCUCUUAUUGGACCAAGUUAUUGACAGCUGAUGUCGUAAUGGUGGAGAGAUGCAAAGUUGUGUUGCCACUUUACAAAAUCGUAGGCACAGAAGGACAGAAUAAUACCUGUGUCUGUAUUCAAGAUGAAACCUGUUUCCACAAUUAUUCUCUCACCGAGUUUAAAGUGUAGUACAAACAUGUUUCUCUGUGCACAUGCUGGCUCAAAUAGGCUUGCUUGUGCGUUAUAAAUGGGUUGUGCAAUCUGAAUUAAUCUCAGAUGACGUUUAUCCAUCUCAGAACAUCAGUUUCUUAUUUUUUUCUUAGUUUGCAGUCAGAGAUCUGCCCAUUCACUAUGUAAGCUAGCAGAGAGACAUUAGGAAACACUUUUAAGAUUAUUACUAGUGAUUUACUAGUGGAUUUAGGCAUGAUUUGAAGUUGAAGUCAUUUUGGUUGGUUGGUUGAAU
Molecule: messenger RNA, 4122 nt
Organism: Carassius carassius (crucian carp)
Lineage: Eukaryota; Metazoa; Chordata; Actinopteri; Cypriniformes; Cyprinidae
Product: serine/threonine-protein kinase ULK1-like
Exons: 28
Coding region: 542-3565 (1007 amino acids)
Biological process (GO): peptidyl-serine phosphorylation; autophagosome organization; axon extension
Cellular component (GO): cytoplasm; autophagosome
Molecular function (GO): ATP binding; protein serine/threonine kinase activity
Source: RefSeq, a predicted model, not a curated record